GAUGGUGUGACUCUUUUGUAGCACAGAACUCAUGCGCCGGGUCCGCAGAUUCCAGAUUGCCCAGUACAAAUGCCUUGUGAUCAAGUACGCCAAGGACACUCGUUACUGCGCCAAUGGGGUCUCCACGCAUGACAGGAAUACCAUGGAGGCUCUUUCAGCCUGUUAUCUCAAAGACGUGCACCAGGAGGCGCUUGGUUCAGCUGUGAUUGGCAUUGACGAAGGCCAGUUUUUCCCAGACAUUGUGGAGUUCUGCGAGGCAAUGGCCAAUGCAGGGAAGACGGUAAUCGUUGCUGCCCUCGAUGGGACCUUCCAGAGGAAGGCAUUUGGGAGCAUCCUGAACCUGGUCCCCUUGGCAGAGAGUGUAGUGAAGCUGAAUGCUGUAUGCAUGGAGUGUUACCGGGAGGCUUCAUACACUAAGAGGCUGGGCUCUGAGAGGGAGGUAAGAUUCUAG
Messenger RNA from Terrapene triunguis (Three-toed box turtle), 451 nucleotides. Its product is annotated as thymidine kinase, cytosolic-like. Gene Ontology annotation, biological process: thymidine metabolic process. Gene Ontology annotation, molecular function: thymidine kinase activity; ATP binding. Lineage: Eukaryota; Metazoa; Chordata; Testudines; Emydidae. The transcript has 4 exons. The record is from RefSeq and is a predicted model, not a curated record. The coding region runs from base 32 to 451 and encodes 139 amino acids.